CAUGGUUACACGAAAAAAAAAAAAAAGCCAUGUUGUUUAUCUUGAAAAUGGGUACUAGCAAGCAAUAUUUGUACUAGUAACUAGAAUCUAUAUCUAUUUAUUAAAGAUAAUUUAAAGCAAUAUCUUUAGAAAUAGAAUUUCAUCAUGGCAACUGUAACACAAACUGUUCAAAGAAGUUUGCCUAACCCAUCAAGAAUUCAUGAUUAUCUUUAUGAUAAAAAUUAUAUCCUAUCAUCUGUUCGAGACCAUGGCAGGGCAUCGUUUCAAGCUCAGACAAACACAAGCCGCAUUAAGCGGGUUCCUGUUUACAAAACUAUGUUUUCUGAGCUUCGCCACCAUCCUCGAUUUCAAAUUCAUCUUGAUGUUUCUGACCCAGUACCAAAGUUUAUUGGCAGAGAGUGGCGUGGUCAGCACGAGCAACAUAGAGAAGCUCUCAUUAGAUAUGCAACGUUCAACUAUGAUCCCAAUGUUUGUAUUCCUCAACAGGAUCUCAGUGAUUUCAAUAACGCAGAUGUGAGGGGAAGAAAUCGUUAUCUUUAUGCUAAAAGGCCAAUAAUUCCUUUCUUGCAACAAGUGCCACCUGAAGUGUUGCUAGCUACUGCCAGACAAGAUCCCUUGUCUGGACCAGAGAGCAUCAUGGCCAAACGUCCUCAGACUCCAUUUACAAAAACAAUAGAAACGCAAACUGAUUAUCGAGAUCAAGAAAUACAAACUGACCCUUACACUCCAGAGUAUGUAGUUCGGCCAGGGGAAGCCCCUGAACUCCUGACACUUGCUACUUUGUCAUUUGGUCAUGGUUUACCUGCUGGCCUUGCUGAAGUUGAAAUGAUUGAGCGAGCUCGAGCCAAACGGGCAUGGGAAGCAAACCUUCCUCCUCUAAGUGAUGUCUCACAGCUUGAGAAGAGAAGAAAAAUGAUGGAUGAGAUGGAGAGGAAAGAGUGGGCUCUCCGGGAGCAAGAGAUUGAAAAGUUACAAGAAGCCAGGCUUGAAGUUCUGAAACAGUUGCUGAAGAGAAGAGAAGAAAAUAAUCAAGAGCUAAACAUAAAAAGACUUGAUCAGCUUUGGGCCAUAAAGCAAAAAACUAAAGAAGCCAGGAUAAAGAAACUUAGAAAUGAACACAUUAAAGCUAUCCGAAAACUGACAGAGAAACGAGAUAACAAAACUAAUAUUUAUGUUCAGAGGGCUAUUAUCCAAGAUUAUUCUGAUCCUGGUUCACAGACCUUUGCUCCUCUCACUAGAAUUGGAGUUUUCCUUGAUCGAGGUUCAGAACAGUACCUUGUCAAGUCUCGGCAUCUUUCUACAUAUCAGGGCUUGCUUGAACUAGAAGCUUCCCUGCCUGACUUUGUUCUUCACCCUCGAAUCAAAGCUCCUAAACCAGCCACAGUAACUAAAGCUGGAUUUAUCAAGAGAAAGUUUAAGAAAGAACAAGAGCUGGCUGAAGCAUAUGAGGCUAUGAGAAAUUUUCGCUUAGAAAUUGAGGCCAUAAAAGCUGAAGAAGAAAAAGGUCAAGAAUCAAGAGCUCUACGCUUCUUGCAAAGAAUUGAAAGGCCUGUUCCUCGUCCACCUACCCCAGAAAUAGAGAUACUUGAAGAUUAUCCAAACAAAGUUCUUGAAGAAGAGGUAAAAGAGAACAAGGAGUUGGCCAUUAUCUUUUUGCAACAAGUUUUCAGAGGCAGAGCUAUACAGAACAAUAUGUUUGAGGGUAAAAUGAAGAGGAGAGAACUCAUUAAUGAGAUACGUUCUACUCAUGCAUUACAAGAAAAAGAGCAAAACAUGAAGAAACAUGAAGAAAAAGCGACAUUAACCCUCCAGAGACAGAGGAAACUACAUGAACACAAGGAAUCCUUGAUUGAUGAGUCAUUAGCAGAAUUGGAGAGUAAGAGUUUGGGAGAGAUGUUUGACUUUCUGACAAAAGAGCUAGUUAGGCUGCAGGAAGAAAGGAAGAUACAUGCUUUCUCUAUGCUGGCUGAGAGGCAGAGGAGAAUCAGGGAAGCAGAAGAGAGUGGAAGGAGGCAGUGGGAGAUAAGACGAAGGAGAGAAGAAGAUGAGAUAUUCAAGCAGGUGGUCAAGACUCACCAGGUCACAGUGGACUCGUACCUGGAGGAUAUCAUUGCUGGAUCAAUUGAUAACACAGCCACUGAUCAGGCCCGCAAGGAGAUAGAAGAACAAGCUAUUGCUAUUAAUGAUCUGGCCUAUGAAGUAGAGGACAGCCGUGACAAGUUGGAGUCGGAAGAAAUUGUUGCUGACCUUGUUCACUGUUUCCUGAUUCCCGAGGCCAAGAAACAGACAGUGCGAGAAAAAGUGAGACGAACUCAACGAAGAUUUCUAUUAGCUGCCCACAAAGAAAUUCACAAGGAAGGAACCGAUCUCAUUGCACUGAAUAAUAAACAAAAACUUUUAGAAGCUGACACUAAAAUGUCAAUCGGUCAACAAAAUUCAGAAGAAACAGAACAACAGCCAAAUGAGCCUCAGUAAACUCAUCAUUUAUAGAGAAAAAAUAUUUUUUUGCUUAAUCAUUUUCUGAUAUUUUAAAAGACUUAAUAAUAGAAAGAAGAAGUUUAGCAUGGUGGGUUUUAUUUGUUGUUGUUGAAUAAUUUCUAAUUUACACACAAAAAAAGUUUGGCCUUGUAGUCUAAAAACAAGUGAAUAAUACUGAAAUGUUUUUAGUCAAUAAAUAAAUGGCAUCUGUGCUAAACAAAAGUUUUUAUAUCAUAAAAGAAAAUAAGUUUAGUAUAAUGACGGAGAAUGAGCAGUCCUUGGAGUUAUUAAAAAUCUUUUAUCAUUGAAAAACUAUUUUAAUUAUCCUUUACUUUGUACUUUCUACAUGUCAGAAGGCAUAUUAGACAAAGCUAACAAAAUGUAAAUCAUUGUUUUGAUCAAUUGUAUUUUGGCGAAGAAAUCCUCACUGUAAGACAUGCUUGAUUAUAUUAUUUUUUAUACUCACUUUAAACGAAAAUAUUUAUAACUUUAAAGUUUUACUUUCUUAAAGUUUAUACUAACUACUAUGUUAGUCAUAUUUAUAUAAUAUAUUUCAACAGUGUAAAUAUACAUAAUUAUUUAGGUCAUGUCUUGGUCUGAAAUUUUUACUCAAUCAAGUUGGACACUUUCAUGUUCAGAUUUUAACCCAACUCUUGGUGGCAGAAUAUACACAGACAUUAAUAUACACAUGCUAUAUAAGGUUUUUAGUAUGUGGAAAAAAAAAUUAAUGUUUUUUAUUUUCCCUCUUAAAAGACAUUGUUAUUGGUCUUUCUGUUGCUGUGUGUGUUUUGUUUGUUGGUUUUAUUUCAAAGUACAAUGAACUGUUGGUUAACAAAAAUGUAAACAAAGCCAGUAUUUGCUAUCAGAAAUUAUACAUUCAAACCUUGAAAUAGAAAAAUAGAAGUUCUGUUUUUUUUUUAAAGCCAAACUAAACUCUCCAGCAAUGAAGUUUUUUUUUACCCAGUUUGAUGUUGAAAUUUAAUCUAUUUGAAAUAUCAGUACUGGACGUCACAAUUUUAAAUGUUAUAUUUAAACUCAGUAUAAGGGUUUGCAAUGUAAUAAAGGCUUCAAGUUGAAACUUGUUGCAAAUAUUUUUAAUAAAAAUUUAAACGUUUUAGAAAUUACACAUUACAAUUACAAAAGCAACGUAAAUUAAUAGUGAUAAUAGUGAUGCAAUUAAGUUGUGUGACAUGUAUACCAACUACACUUAAAACUUAAUGAAUGUCAAUUCAAGUAUUUCACUUAUCCUGCAACUUUACACAAGAAGCUCAGAAUUUUAGUGUAAUAAAUACAUAUUAUCUGUUAAACAGCAUUAAAAGCAUCUAAUUAGAAAACAUUGAUCAUGAGGUCAUUUAACUUACCUAAAAGUUAUUUGAAAACAUUGAUUUAUGAAUAUCAUAGAUUUUAUAAAUCAGAUAUAUCAUAAUGAGAUUUAAUUGUAAGUAAGAACAUUUCUUAUAUAUUUUUUUAGUUACUUCGUCUAUGAAAGAAGAUUUCAUGCAUCAUUGCUCAAGCUUAAGAGUGGAUUGUUAGUAGGAUUUGAACCCUUGAUUUAUGUGUUAACAAUCCAAAACAUGUAUGACUAACCAACUAUCCAUCUUUCAUUGAGAAAUCUGUAAUUUUUUUAUCUUACAUAUUACUUCCCAAAUAUCCAGGCAUUCUUUUUUUAUUUUUUUAAGCUCAUUUCAGCUUGGAAUGGGUUAAAGUAACUACUCAGAAAAAAACAAAAUUCAAAUCUUUUAACUUUUAAUUAUAUUAGUACACCAUGAUAUAAGGUUUUAAUUUUUUAAGAUGAUGAUCUGUUGUAAGUAUUUUUGUAUUUUUGUCAACAUUAACUACCUAUUUUCUAGAUUAACUCAAAAUCUUUUAUAUAAAAGCUUUUUUAAAGCCAUUUUUGCUUCUUCAAAUUCAUUUGUUCUUAGAAAUCACAACACACAGUAAAGGUUUCCAUACAUUAACAAAUUGUAGACUUUUGAACAUAUAGUAUUCUUUAUAAAAAAUUAUACACACUCUCCAUACUUGAUAAAUAUUACUACUGCUAGGUGUGCUUGUAUUUUUUUUUUCUACUUUUAAAUAAAGAUUGGUAUAAUUCAAA
Messenger RNA from Biomphalaria glabrata, 4573 nucleotides. Its product is annotated as cilia- and flagella-associated protein 91-like. The record is from RefSeq and is a predicted model, not a curated record. The transcript has 20 exons. NCBI's taxonomy places the organism in Eukaryota, Metazoa, Mollusca, Gastropoda, Planorbidae. Bases 145 to 2475 code for a protein of 776 amino acids.